Messenger RNA from Metarhizium brunneum ARSEF 3297, 2622 nucleotides. RefSeq lists its product as uncharacterized. Lineage: Eukaryota; Fungi; Ascomycota; Sordariomycetes; Hypocreales; Clavicipitaceae. Gene Ontology annotation, molecular function: protein binding. The record is from RefSeq and is a predicted model, not a curated record.
AUGGACGAUGUUGAAGAGCUUGUCAUCAAACCCUUUCGGGACGUCGUCGAAAAGGGCAAGUUGGCAAUAGAGAAUGCGGCCGAUUCCCCGGAUAUGUUGAUGGAAGCGCAGCGCCUAGUAAAAGUGGGCGAGCGAGGUUUGCAUCACAUUGAAAGAAGCUGCAAAAAGCUGUAUAAUGAUUAUAGCUCCAACUUUGUAGCUGCGCUCAAAGAAAAUGAUGAAAUCACAAAUAUUCGCUGUCAACUUACAAACUUAUUGUGGGAUUUUGAGGACUUUCUCGAACCCGACACCUUUGAAGCCAGCAGGUUUAAAGAGUUGCAAAAAUUAGAUCGCGAUGUCGCGCCGAAAGUGUACAACAUACUCAUCACUAUGAAACUCGAACCCCCAAAUUUCUAUCUAUCCCAACCGUCGCCACCCUUGUCGCCUCAUCCUCCUUCCUUCUCUCACAUUCAACCAGCGCCGCAGCAUCCCUAUGACCUUGGUUUUCAUCGAGGGUCCGGGUCAGUCUGCGGCUCGCAAGGUGAUGUGAGAUCUGUGACAGACGUUCCAAAUGUGGAAGAUGCUACGGCUCAAUUCAGAACGUUGAUGGAAAACCGGCAGCGGCCGAGUGUCCAUAGUCAUGUACGGGACCCGGGGUUGGGCGUCCUUAAGCUGGAGAUUCCUCCAGAGCAACAAAUGCCAGACCCCCCACGACCACCGUCACCCGAUCCAUGGGAUCCCCAAAGAGCGCCUUAUAGUGGCCAUGGCGUAAUGGAAAACUAUAGCCCGGCCGACCGCAGGCCAACGAGUAUCAGAGCUGAGUCACCUAUAGACCCGGCUAUCUCACCAUUGGGUCCAGACAGUCGCCGUCGCAUAUCAUCUACUGAUGCCCAACAAUCUUCUGGCAGUGCUACUGUAAGGCCAGAGCCGGACACUCGUGUCCAGGACGAAAGUCGACAGUCUGGGUCAAGCACAUGGUCAUCCUCUACAAAUGCUACUAGCCAUGGUACGCGAGUGCGGCCUUACACUUUUUCUUCCACUAUCCCAGAGGAAGAACAGACACCACGGAAGCCUAGCAAUCCCAUUCAUAUCCCACAGCUACAGGUACGGCCUCCGCUUCCUCCGAUUCCCUUGGAGCAUCGAAAACCUCUGGAAUCUUCCUCGACUAAAGGAGUUGAUGACAUGGGCCGUCAAUAUCUGAGCAGGCAACCUCAGGGGCAACCUCCAAAUGUCACUCUACCAGCACCGUCAAGUCUCCAGAAUAGUACACAUGGAACCCCCCGUGCCUUGAGCCUUCGCCCUCCAACGCCGAAAAGCCAAGCGGAGCUCGAGGUGGCACCCGGGAUGACGGGCAGAGCAGAUUAUUCAGAUCUGAUCCCAGUAGGAACUGAAUCAAAUACAGAGUCAUUGACAGAGUUAGUUGAGGUCAGUCUUUCUCAAAAAGACUGCACCAUCGGACCAAGUAGCACAUUCUAUCUCUACAAGGGAUUCUGCGACGGCGCCAAAGAAGUUCGACAAGGCGGCAUUGGAGUCAAGAAGACAAAGAGGCCUGGGUUUGCAGGUACAACUACAGUGGCAAGGUGUACAGGCUGUCUCUUUGAGCUCGACUUCUCUCAAAUCGAGAUUGAUGUGAACAAGGAAGACAAGGGCAACUUUUACAAGAGUGGGAUCAAUUACCGUCUUCGAUUUUUACAGAAGAGUCAUCUCUCUGCCAAACGUGUAGACGACGUGCUUUACGCCUGUGUGUUUUGUGUCGCUGCACGCCGUACUGUCGAUGAAUGCGAUUCAACUGUGUUUACCAAUACGAAGGCAUUGUUUACCCAUCUAUCACACCAUCCGCGACCGCUUCCUGAGGUCCCUGGAAUAGCCGUAGUAGAAGGACUAGAGAUGCCCGCGCGUUUACGCAACGACUUUGAUGUAUGGUUUAGGAACCCGGCAGAAGCGCACCCAGCUCAGCUGAAUAUGUCGGAAAUAGCUGGAAAGGCCACGGGAAUUACUAGAGACCAUUCACGAAGAUUAUAUGGACAAAGGCUCCUGUUUGAUAGAAGCCCAGCCCUGGAACUUUGCCAUGGUGCUAAAGUCACUGGCAUUACCUGGCCGGAGAAGCACAAUGGUGAAUGGGUCUUUGCCUGGCACGAUGGUAUACAUGCUUCCACGCCCGCUGAUAUUGUCAAACUUGAUGCCCCGCCUUCGGAAGAAAUCAGAAUGGUAUGUUCAAGCCUGAUCCGAGCAAAGUCCAGGUGGAAGUUUGUCUACAGGGACAAGGAGAAGGACAAGAGCCUGUGGUUGAAGUUUGACAAGAACGAGGCCAUCACCAAUAUAAGUUAUGCAUCCCCAGAUCAUUGGUGCUGGUCGGGAACCAACGCAAAGGGGAAAUGGGGUAUUUUCCCCAAGGUUUUCCUUGAUCCAAGCACCAUCCAGGAACUCACAACAGAAGGCGCUGAUCGUGCGCUUACUUUGAGCAGGGAGAAGAACAAGUCUUUGUCAAUGCUAUCCAGGUUUCCAAAGAGACGGCCGUCGGGUCGACCUCCUAGUGUUGCCGAGUCUACUAGCAGCCGUGAGACACAGGGUGGGCUCAGCAGUUUGAGAAACUCUAGAGGCAGCAGAGGAACAGAGGAUGCAAUGUCCGGCUUGGUGACCUGA